AGUAAUUUUCUAAAAAUGGGAACGGAAAAUUAACGCAAGUUCUGUGGUUGGCGCACAUCGCCUGUACCCACUCAGUACCCCCGUGAAUCCAAUCCAAUCCACGUCUUUGGCGGCAAAAAUGUCUGUGCUGUAGAGCAAUUUAACGUCUGUGAACGAUGUGGAACUAUGAGACUUCUAGAAAUGACCAACAUCUGUACGAAACUUUGACCGUACUUACCAUUAACGCAGAUAAUGUUCCCUUUGUGCGGUGCUGCGUUUUUGAUGGGAAUCACCUGGCCAUCGCCGUGGACAAUGCGGUACAUGUUUUUGAUGAAAACUACGAGACCGUCUGCUUACUGUCGUUUCAAACGUGCAUCGAUGCGAUAGCACUGCGAAGUGGUUUGCUUUUCGUUGCUGAUCGGAACUUUAAUCUCCACGUUGCUAAAACAUGCCAAGGGAAAGUUGCUUACACAACGCAAGUAUGUACAGCACAGGGCAAUCUCGAAAGAGUUUCAUUCCAAGCAGUUGCCAUCACGCAAAUGGAUGCAGAUGACUACAUGUUGUGUUUGCUCUUUAAAAACAGUUCACUUUUGUUGUGUAAAUUUCGUAUUGGUGCACUGAUGGAGACGCUGCAAGACUGUGAAAUGACAGAUUUUUUCAAAUUUGUCAUCGUAGACGUUGAUACGAAGGCACCUGACGAUUUUGAGAGUACAUUAUGCGUUUGCAACGAACAAUUCCUAGUAGCAGGGAAUUCACUGUUGUAUGUUCCUCACCAAGGCUCGCCUUACCGUUUGUUUGCUGAAUUUCCGGGAGGGCCAAUUGUCAAAAUGAUUGCCAGUCAAGAUGGACGCUCCGUAAUCAUUUUGAGUAGUGAGGGAGAUUUGUUCACCGUCUGCUCAAAAACAUUUAUCGUAUCUAGCACUUGGACUGGAAAGCAAAUCAAAGACUUUGUCCUCGUGGAAAAGGAAGGUAAUGAGUCGCAAGUUGGAAUCCUUACCAAGCAGCUUCCGGAAAGUACCUGCAAUCUCCAGAUUUAUUCGUAUCCCACUCUGGAGUUGUUAUAUUCCCUCAAUGUUUCUCACUUGUGCUUACUUGGCACAUUUGGCCCCAGCAAGGAAGAGUUGUGUAUUGUGCAAGUCAUAGAAGACAAGCAAAAGAAUGUUGUCAGAAUUCAGGUGGUCCGUGAAACUCUACCCCAAACUCGCCUCGCAAAUCUGAUAAAGAAACGCAAGUUCCUGGAAGCCCAAGAAUUUGCACAUCUGUUUGGCAUCCCUGUUGAACAAGUUCACUGGCAGCACUUGUCUUAUCUCCUAAAAGAAGUGUGUGUGAAUGAAGGAACAGUUGACGACAUCACUUCUCUCAUUCGGAAGCUACCUGACAAACCACGAGCAGCAAAAUGCUGUAUUGACGCAGUUCCAGCAUGUCCAAGUUCUGCCCGGCAACUCUUUAAAUUCCUUCAACAACACACACUGGAUAAUUUAAACUGCGUUGAGUAUGACAACAUACAUGCAGAAAUAGCAUCUGUUCUCAACAGGGUCACCACGUUUGAGCUGAUGCUCGCGGACGACAGUAAAUGGCUCACGUUUUUAGAAGCUGACCUCGUGGAAGGCAUCUGCACUCUCCUCCAAGCAGAAGACAUUUCUAGAGCUGUACUGGUGUGGAUGCGGCACUGUGACGAGAUUCGCCUAACUCCACAAUCUGUGGGACAGAUUUUAAAUGCCGUUCCGGCAACCAUGACUGCGGCACAAAUCACAGACUGGUUUAGCGGCGGUUUCCUGUCUCGCGUCAUCUACCAAGCACAUGAUGCGAUGGAAGAUGUUUGUCUGUGGGUCAUCCAUAAGGUGGUCUCGAUGGAAAUGAACGAAAAAUCAGCCUGGCCUUCUGGAGCUCUACAACUCCUGACUGUUGUACCAGAAUUGUACGAGUCUCUCCAGUUGGACUCUACACUCCUGACAGCCCAGUCAUGGAUUGCUGUGCACAGCAUGCCAAGGCUUAUCAUGACUGAAAACAGUUCGUUCUACCGCCUCUACUAUUUGCUCUCCGACUUAAAAAACUUACAAGUACUUUGGAAGGAGCAUGAAUGCUAUCUGACCCUUCAAGAACUCCAAAAUCCUGAUGAACAAGAGGUGGUCUUCUCUAUACUCGAUGCUGUUACUACCCACAGUGCUACCUCCAAAAUAAUCGACAAAUUUUUGCUGCCUCAUCUCAAGGGCAGAAACGUGGAUGCAUCCAAAGUCCUCGCGGCAUAUAUUGACGAGGUACUUAUUUGCUCACCGUGCACGUGGUGGGAAAAUGCGCCAUGGGAAGACAAGGUUACGGCCAUUACAAAGUUUAUCAGCGACCCAAACACCUUGAUGGAGUCUAUAGAGAAAAUUUUAGCGCAGGCACCUUCACCAUGGAGUGAGAGCAUUGACGCACUCGCAAGCCAAGCGGAGCUCCUCAGCUUGGAAGCCAGCGACCGAGUGAAUGCACAACGGAGAGUUGUGCAGGUUAAGGUAAUUCUUAGAGAGUACAAGAUGCGCAGCGUAAACUGCACUGUUUUCAGUGACAUGAAGACCGUUAUCAAAAAUAUUCUGCUGUCUGGAAAGCCCAGUUCCCUAGCAGAUGCGCUUGAAAUUGUCAACAACAUUCAAAUAGCCACAACGGAGGACGUCUACAUGUGGCACCUUCAGAAUGUCUUCUUAAGUGGUCACGCUGACAACUUUGCAGAUGCCUUACAAUCUCUUCCAGAAGGCAUCUUUGAGAAAGUUGGAUCAAGAGUAGCUAACUUUGGCUGGCUUUAUCUUUCACGAUACCACAGCAUCUACAGCCCCAAAAUGGACGAUGUUGCAGAGUGCUGCGUCUACCUCCUCGACAUGCUGCAUGAAAGGACUUGCGAUAGUGUCUUCCAUCAAAGAAGAGACCAAGUUGCUUUAAUGCAUAAAUUACGCAAGGAGUUUGGCAUUAAAGAGAACCUAUCUGAUGUUGCAUCCAUGCCAAAAAGACACACUGUGUUACAGAAGGGUUUUCAAAACUGUGUUAACAGCUAUGCAGGUGUUGAAGAGCUUUGCAAGAAACUGCUCACCAUUAGCAAUGUUCUCAAACUGGACCGAGAGUCUGCAAUCGAGACACUUAUACAAGCCGCAUUGAAGAGCAGGCACCAAGACCUAGUAAAAGUACUUUUCCAAACCUUGUUUGAUGAAAACAAGAGUUACAAAAUUAGCACUUCAUUACUGAAAGCUAUGGUCUGUACAAGUGGAGAUGUCUUCACUUUAACCUCCAAUCUGCACCACUGUGCAUCAAGCGUGUUAUCUGUGACUCCAGGUGACAAAAUACGAGAAAGCAUGGAGAUAAGCCAGUGGAUACAUUUUCUGCUUGAGAACUAUAAUGCGAGUAACCCUGAUAAGGCCACAACAGAUCCAUACUCAACAUUGAAGUUAAGUUGUAUGUAUGAGACUAGGGGAUUUGCCCUAGAGAGUAGCCACGACUCUAUUCAACGCCUCAGCACACUUCUAUGGUUGCCAGAUGUCAACAAGCUACACACACACUUGAUAGAGUCCUUCACCAGUGCCUAUAGCCAGCUGAGUGAAAAGGCUCAGACAGAGAUGUGCCUUCGCCUCUGCACGAUUAUUAAGCAACUUUCGUGUGAAAUACAAGAGCAUGAAGAGCAGGCUGUGAAGGCCAUGAUCAUGAGAGCGACCACAGAAAAACACAUGGACUUUAUCUUGGUUGCUGGGCUCUUGAGCAGUCUUCCUCCAUCUGAGGCAUUGAUGCUCAUGAAGCAACUUAUCUUUCAGACUGGUACAAACUAUAGGCUAUUGAAGACUCAAGUAGCCGUUGCCAGGAAGGUAUCUGUUGCCAAGGGAAUACCAGAGAUAAAAUCCAAGUUGGACACUCUCUUCCGCAAUGCCUUCUGGGGUCGCAGGCUCGCAACAUUUGGGAUUUCCUUCAAGAAUGCCCUCUUGUCAUCUGACACUGUGACACGGCAGAAUAUCCUAGAUGAAAUGGCAGUGAUGUCUGUUGUUGACAUAGAAACAAUACGAGAUUACUGUGUGGAAUACGGACUUAGUUUCGAGAAUGUGAUGGUCAAGAGGAUAGACUACCUUUUGAAGCAAGCGGGAGAAAUGUUCUGUAAAGGUGAAGGUGUCCCUCUUGAGAAUGUGGAGAAAGCACUGGAGUUUAUCUCCCCUGAACAAGCUGUCAAGACCCUUAGAAAACUGCUAGGAAAGGUAGAUCCAUACUGUUACGAAAUUAUCAAGUUUGGAUAUGGUUACAUCAGCAAGAUUUCCAGAGUAAAUGUUGAGCGCGAAUUGCGAGUUAUAAACUUUGUCGCGUCAUAUCGUAGACUCGCAAAGCCCACGGCAGCGGAAAUGGAUGCGUGGUUCAAUGAUCACCCUGAAUGCCAAGAAAUCCCAGCCGUGGCUCAUAAAAGACUGCCAUUUCACUGGUUGCUGCACAAGUCACCAUGGAAAUUUCUCAAUGAUGAGAUCUAUCCAGAAACAGUGGCUCUGUGGCUGAACAUAGCAGAUGCUCUAGAGCUAGAUGAUGCGCAGAUAAGAUUUGUGGCCAUCGAGAAUGCAGUGACACUGUGGAGCUCUCGAAAAGCUAACAGAGACAUCUUGGACAUGAAGCUUAUAUCAACGAUCCACCGCCUUAUGAGUGAGAUUGAAGACACGGACAUGGCUCUUGCAUGUGUAGCGACUGUGAUCAAGGGCCUUCCCAAGGGUCAAACCAGAACUAAAGCAGCAGAAUUGGGCACUACACUCGCAUUCCAUUAUUCCCAAUUGGAGACACCUGUGCCUGCAGCCCACAAGAAAUACCUUACAUUCAAUAAGCUCUAUAUGCAAUACAAGGUUGAACAAGCCCUGUCCCUGAGAGGCCUAGACACACCAGACUACACAGCUCUUGUCUCAAAACCAGAGGAACUUGUACAAAAGCUGCUAGAGAACAACCAGUGGCAACGCCUCUUUUCAAAUACAACCACUGUAUACGAGUGCAUCCAAGAAAUUGUUGAAAACUGUGGAAUACAAGACCUCCGCGACAUCCUCACGAAAAAUGUGGAAGGUUGGUUGAACUGCUGCUCAAUAGCGGACAUGACCCUGGACCAGUCGAUGGACUUGCACUUUGGUCAAGACAGGUCUGAAGAACAGGUAGCGUUUACAAGGUGCAUCCACCUGAUGCAACACCUUCCACAGAAAGAAUCCAAGAAGAUGCUUCGGGACAUUAUCAACAAUGGCAGCAGUUACUUUGGCCUGCAGCAGGAAGUGGCGGGGAUGCAGUGUGCCCUUGCCAGCUUUGGCAAAGAAGACUGCGAGGACCUCUUUGCUCUUCCUUUCGCCACUGCGAUAUCCCACUUCCUGUGCAUUUCUUACAAAGCCAGGCUGCAAGACCUCGGAAUACCACUUCCCCUAGAGGACCUUGAUAAAGCAAAAGCGGCACAAUUAGCUCGGAACAUUAUAUCUUGCAGAGGUGAAAAUCCUAAAGCUAUAAAGCUUGUCUUCUUGCUCUGUAUGGAGUUUGAGGUUGACUCAGCUGACCUAUGGAACUCCCUCUUGAGUAAUGCAGUUGCACUCAACAUGGUUGACCUUCUAAUGGCCAGUCUCCCAACAUUGGGGCGCAUCCCUGCAACGUGGCACAUGGCAGCCUUCCAGAACGCGUGGCGGACUGUUCUUAAGAGGGAGGUCACGCGAGAAAGAUGCAGCCUACUACUCCGGUGCUCAGUCAUACAUGAUCUUCCGUUGGAGAUGUUUGCGCAAGAAGCAAAGGAUAGGGUCUUGUUCUCGCUCAUCUGCACAGUGUUGCAAGCAAAAGGCAACUAUGACAAUGUCAUGGACACAUUUUUAACUUCUCUCCCACAAUCUUUGCUCGAGAAACUUGCACACACCGAGGACAAGGGCAGUUGGCUUUUCUUGCAAUUGCCACAAGUGAGGCACGCCCUGUGUGACUUGCCAUCAUUCUAGCUCUUUCAGCUUACAAAUAAAAACAUUUAACCAUGUUUCGUAUUUUAGCACGGCGUAGUGGGACAUUGCUUGUGUCCACAGCCAUUCAGACUUGGAACUUUGUAGUAACAUAUCCAACAGGUAAAACAAGAGCUGAGGUAUCAACUUCCCGGGAAAAGGUGCACAAUUUUUCUCUGUGGUUUAUCCAUUUUUCCCUGCUACUUUCCCCAUGCCUCAGUUUUAACGAAAGAGUAUCUUCCUCUGGAGUUUCUGAAAAGACUUGUCCAGAUCUGUAAACUGAAAUCUGGAUAAAUGGGUGUCGACUGUA
Messenger RNA from Ornithodoros turicata, 6225 nucleotides. It is a transcript of the gene rod, whose product is annotated as kinetochore-associated protein 1-like. Gene Ontology annotation, cellular component: kinetochore microtubule; cytoplasm; RZZ complex. Lineage: Eukaryota; Metazoa; Arthropoda; Arachnida; Ixodida; Argasidae. The coding region runs from base 156 to 5918 and encodes 1920 amino acids. Gene Ontology annotation, biological process: mitotic spindle assembly checkpoint signaling; protein localization to kinetochore involved in kinetochore assembly; mitotic sister chromatid segregation. The record is from RefSeq and is a predicted model, not a curated record. Gene Ontology annotation, molecular function: small GTPase binding. The transcript has a single exon.